AUGAUCAAUCUGAGAUACUAUGAUGAUGGUUGUGUGGGUAUGACGUUGGACGAGACCACUUUAACUGAUGAUGUUCGAGAUAUUUUGUACGUAUUCGGUUAUCCGGAUAAAACUACGGUACGUUUUGAAACAAUGCACUGA
Anisakis simplex (herring worm) is the source of this 141-nucleotide messenger RNA. NCBI's taxonomy places the organism in Eukaryota, Metazoa, Nematoda, Chromadorea, Rhabditida, Anisakidae. The record is from the annotation of a GenBank genome assembly.